This is a messenger RNA of Jatropha curcas, 2783 nucleotides long. RefSeq names its product galacturonosyltransferase 7 (gene GAUT7). The record is from RefSeq and is a predicted model, not a curated record. NCBI's taxonomy places the organism in Eukaryota, Viridiplantae, Streptophyta, Magnoliopsida, Malpighiales, Euphorbiaceae. Gene Ontology annotation, molecular function: polygalacturonate 4-alpha-galacturonosyltransferase activity.
UCUCCAACUGUAACAUUCUUGAAUAUAGAGUUAGAGUUUGUGUGGGCAAUGAAAAGCAAAUCAAGAAGAUGCCUAAGCAGAAACGGAAUUACUAUCUGCGAAUGUAGUAGAAGAAGAAGAACACCAACAACUCACUCACCGCCGCUCACUUCUCUUCACUGCUCUUUUUAGCGACAAACGCUUUUCCUUUUUAUAUAUUAUAUUUCUUUUCGCAUCUCCAAAUAUACACACCAUUUUCCGCUUUUUCCGCUUCAUACUACUACUUGUCCCUAACGAACUCCUCCGCCAUUCAUUAUACAAGACGGCGAGAAAUCGCCGGAGGAGCAAGAAUAAAUAUAAAAUAAGGUGGAGGACAGAGGUAGAGACAGAGGCAGAGGCGGAGGAGGGUAAUGAAAGGCGGAGGCGGGGGAUAUUCGGGGAAAAGACGAUGGAGGUGUUUGGCGAUUGGAGUGCUUUUCCUUGUCGUUCUUUCUAUGCUCGUUCCCCUCGUCUUCUUACUUGGCCUUUACAAUGGUUUUCACUCUACUGGGUACGUUUCUGAUCGAGCGAGUUCGAGUUCUGGUUCGGGUUCGGGUUCGAAUCAGAAUGAUGCAAGAGUUGAUCAGGGGACUCGUCCUGUAGCCAAUGUUGAGAGGAAUACAAGGGACAAAUCCAAUAUACAGGAAAUUAUAGAUCGUUUUGGGCCAACCCUUCCACAUCUAGAGAAUGCUUUUAGAAAUCAUACAAAUGAAGCAACAAAUGUAAGUAGCAAUACAGACUUAAAGCGUGAUGGCCAACAACAACAAAGAGGUACCCCAGUGCCAUCUCAUUCUUUGCCACGACCACUAAUUGUUGAACAGCGUGAUAAAACUGUUAUACCCAAAAUAACUAAGCCCAAGAAAAGUGUAGUUGAGGAAAGCGAAAAAUUAUGUGAACUUAGAUUCGGGAGUUAUUGCCUAUGGCGUGGAGAACAUAGAGAGGAUAUGAAGGAUGCUAUGGUGAAAAAAUUAAAGGACCGGCUUUUUGUAGCUAGAUCAUAUUAUCCAAGUAUUGCCAAGCUUCCAGCACAAAACAAGCUAUCUCAAGAAUUGAGACAUAAUAUUCAAGAUUUUGAGCGAGUUCUCAGUGAAAGCACAACAGAUGCUGAUCUUCCUCCACAAAUUGAGAAGAAUUUUCAGAAAAUGGAGCUUGCAAUAGCCAAAGCUAAAACAUGCACUGUAGAAUGCCAUAACGUUGACAAGAAAUUGAGACAAAUACUUGAUUUGACCGAGGAUGAAGCUAACUUUCACAUGAAGCAGAGCGCUUUCCUCUAUCAGCUUGCAGUUCAGACCAUGCCAAAGAGUCUUCACUGUCUGUCCAUGAAACUUACUGUGGAAUAUUUCAAUUCUUCUUUACGUGAUAUAGUACUCUCUUCCUCAGAGAAAUUUUCAGACCCUAAAUUGCAUCACUAUGUUAUAUUCUCCAAAAAUGUACUUGCAUCUUCAGUUGUCAUAAAUUCAACCGUUGCACAAACAAGAGAUAGUGGGAAUCUGGUUUUUCAUGUGCUGACAGAUGAACAAAAUUAUUUUGGAAUGCGGUUGUGGUUCUUUAGAAAUACUUUCAGGGAAGCUGUCAUUCAAGUGUUAAACAUCGAACAACUUGACCUAGGCUAUCAAGAUAAGGCAUCUUUGUUAAGCAUGUCCCUGCCUGUCGAGUUCCGAGUUUCUUUUCACAGUGCUGAUAAUCCAUCUGGAACUGAUUUUAAAACAGAAUACUUAUCUGUUUUCUCCCAUGCUCACUAUCUUCUCCCAUAUAUAUUCCAAAACUUGAAGAAAGUCGUGGUUCUAGAUGAUGAUGUUGCUGUCCAGCGUGACUUGUCUGAUUUAUGGAAUAUCAACAUGGCAGGGAAAAUCAAUGGUGCUUUGCAAUUAUGUUCGGUGCGGUUGGGUCAGCUUACAUCUUAUUUGGGUGAAAAUAACUUUGACAAAAAUUCUUGUGUUUGGAUGUCCGGAUUAAAUAUAAUUGAUCUUGCUAGGUGGAGAGAACUGGAUCUUACAGAAACUUUCCAGAAAUUUAGGCAACAGGUUGGCAAGCUGACAGAAUCAGUUGAAGCUACUGCGUUGAGUGCAAGCUUGCUUACCUUUCAGGAUCAAAUUUAUGCUCUUGACAAUACAUGGGCUUUGUCAGGACUUGGUCAUGAUUAUGGGCUUCAAGUGCAAGUCAUUAUGAAUGCUACAGUUUUGCACUAUAAUGGAAAAAUGAAACCUUGGUUGGAGCUAGGAAUUCCGAAAUAUAAACACUAUUGGAAAACUUUUCUAAACCGAGAUGAUCAAUUCCUGGGCGAGUGCAAUGUAAAUCAAUAACGAGUAGGUGGUCGGGUUGCUGUGUUUUCUGGAAAAAUAUACCCAUGAGAAGCAUGAAUAUGUAGAUGUUAUUUUUUCAGUGCUGAGAAUUUUUCUUUGAGCUGGGUUACCAAAGGGAAGUCGGUGGCAAAGUAUACCCUUCUCAUAUUUUGGCAAAUAAAAAGACUGGAAUAUCGUUUAUUGUCUUGCAAAGUGGAAGGGAACUAAUGCUUUGAGAUGGCAUAUGCUUCUGUGAACUGAUUUGGCGUAUUGGUUCGAGGAGUGAGAGGAAACAACUCCAUUCUCUGCUUCUUGAUUGGUAAGUCGAGUGGCACUCAAAUCCUUGACAAUAACAACAAUUGUGUUACGACGAAAAUGUGCAACUGUAUGUUGAUUCGAAAAAGUUUCGAUUGCCAUUCAUGGUGUAAAUGAUGAAUGAGAAAUUAGUCUUUUGAUUGUCAUAGUAAGUUAAUUCUUUUCUCA